Mya arenaria is the source of this 1623-nucleotide messenger RNA. Its product is annotated as protein starmaker-like. Bases 1 to 1623 code for a protein of 540 amino acids. The record is from RefSeq and is a predicted model, not a curated record. The transcript has 3 exons. NCBI's taxonomy places the organism in Eukaryota, Metazoa, Mollusca, Bivalvia, Myida, Myidae.
AUGAAGACACCACCUGAUGUUGGGAUUCAACCAGAAGUCACACGCCAGAAUGCACAAGAGGACACUGGUUUGAGCCAGACUGCACAACAAGAUGACACUGGUUUGAGCCAGACUGCACAACAAGAUGACACUGGUUUGAGCCAGACUGCACAACAAGAUGUCACUGGUUUGAGCCAGACUGCACAACAAGAUGACACUGGUUUGAGCCAGACUGCCCAACAAGAUGACACUGGUUUGAGCCAGAAUGCACAACAAGAUGACACUGGUUUGAGCCAGACUGCACAACAAGAUGUCACUGGUUUGAGCCAGACUGCACAACAAGAUGACACUGGUUUGAGCCAGACUGCACAACAAGAUGACACUGGUUUGAGCCAGACUGCACAGCAAGAUGACACUGGUUUGAGCCAGACUGCACAACAAGAUGUCACUGGUUUGAGCCAGACUGCACAACAAGAUGAAACUGAUGACACUGGUGUGAGCCCAACUGCACACCAAGAUGACACUGGUUUGAGCCAGAUUGCACACCAAGAUGACACUGGUUUGAGCCAGAUUGCACAACAAGAGGACACUGGUUUCAGCCCAACUGCACAACAAGAUGACACUGGUUUGAACCCCACUGCACAACAAGAUGACACUGGUUUGAGCCCGACUGCACAACAAGAUGACACUGGUUUGAACCCAACUGCACAACAAGAUGACACUGGUUUGAGCCCAACUGCACAACAAGAUGACACUGGUUUGAACCCAACUGCACAACAAGAUGACACUGGUUUGAGCCCAACUGCACAACAAGAUGACACUGGUUUGAACCCAACUGCACAACAAGAUGACACUGGUUUGAGCCCGACUGCACAACAAGAUAACACUGGUUUGGGCCCGACUGCACAACAAGAUGACACUGGUUUGAGCCAGGCUGCACAACAAGAUGACACUGGUUUGAGCCAGACUGCACAACAAGAUGACACUGGUUUGAGUCAGACUGCACAACAAGAUGACACUGGUUUGAGUCAGACUGCACAACAAGAUGACACUGGUUUGAGCCAGACUGCACAACAAGAUGACACUGGUUUGAGUCAGACUGCACAACAAGAUGACACUGGUUUGAGCCAGACUGCACACCAAGAUGUCACUGGUUUGAGCCAGACUGCUCAACAAGAUAACACUGGUUUGAGCCAAACUGCACAACAAGAUGAUACUGGUUUGAGUCAGAUUGCACAACAAGAUGACACUGGUUAUGGCCAGACUACACAACAAGAUGACACCGGUUGCCAGACUGAUCAACAAGAUGACACUGGUUUGAGCCAGAUUGCACAACAAGAUGACACUGGUUUGAGCAAGAUUGCACAAGAGGACACUGGUUUGAGCCAGAAUGCACCAUCAGAUGACACUGGUUUGAGCCAGAAUGCACAAGAGGACACGGGUUUCUGCCCAACUGCACACCAAGAUGACACUGGCUUGAGCCCAACUGCACACCAAGAUGACACUGGUUUGAGCCAGAUUGCACACCAAGAUGACACUGAUUUGAGCCUAACUGCACACCAAGAUGAUACUGGUUUGAGCCCAACUGCACAACAAGAUGACACUGGUUUGAGUCAGACUGCACAACAAAAUGACACUGGUUAG